GCAUACUUCUCCACAAAAAACACAAAGGCCAAGGUAAACUACACUAUCUACAACAAGGAGAUGCUGGCAGUUAUUAACACUAAGCUAAGAUCUAUAAAACACUUUAUAGUUAUUACUAACUACAAGAAUCUAGAGUACUUCUGCAAAACAAGGUUGCUGUUAGAAAGGCACAUUAGGUAG
Molecule: messenger RNA, 180 nt
Organism: Didymella exigua CBS 183.55
Lineage: Eukaryota; Fungi; Ascomycota; Dothideomycetes; Pleosporales; Didymellaceae
Exons: 2
Source: RefSeq, a predicted model, not a curated record